CAUGCGUAGUGGCGUGAAAUGCCUCAGGUUUGUUUAUGCUCAGGAAAAAGGCACACAGGAUGAUGUCGGCGGGUAGGCCGUGAUGAGCUAACGGCUAGCGGCAGGAGAACACCAGAGCGCGUCAGAGAGCCCCGGGAAGCCAAGCGUCGUUGUCAGAAUGCAGAUUACUCUGAAAACCCUUCAGCAACACACUUUCAAGAUCGACAUUGACGGAGAGGAGACGGUGAAGGCACUCAAGGAAAAAAUUGAAAAUGAAAAAGGGAAGGAUGGUUUUCCAGCUGCUGGUCAGAAAUUGAUAUAUGCAGGCAAGAUACUCAAUGAUGACACUGCACUGAAGGAAUACAAAAUCGAUGACAAGAACUUUGUGGUGGUCAUGGUGACCAAGCCUAAAACAACUCCGUCUCCCAGCCAGUCGUCCCCUGCUUCAUCUGCAGCGGCUCCCGUGGCAACCAGCACUACAGCUCCCACCCCUGUAGCCCCAGCAGCCUCUGACAGUCCAGCUGACAGCACUGGCCAGGAGGAGAAACACGGCGAGGAAACGCCACCCACUAGCGCUCCGUCUGCGCCCUCCGCCGUCAGUUCGUCUGGACUCUCAACAGAUGCGAACAUUUUCGAAGAGGCGACAUCUGCGCUUGUGACAGGUCAGCUGUACGAAAACAUGGUGAUGGAGAUCAUGCUGAUGGGCUACGAGAGGGAGCAGGUGGUGGCUGCCCUCAGAGCCAGCUUCAACAACCCCGACAGGGCUGUGGAGUACCUGCUGACGGGUAUUCCAAUGGAUCGUGAGAGUCAUGCGGUGAGUGGCUCAGUGGUGCCCCCUGCUGGUGGAACUCCAACAGCAACUCCUGUGUCUCAGCCCUCCAGUGCUGCACCAUCACAGCCUGCUGCCAGCACAGGGGCUAAUCCUCUUGAGUUCCUGCGCAACCAGCCCCAGUUCCGGCAGAUGAGACAAGUCAUCCAGCAGAACCCAUCGCUGCUCCCAGCAUUGCUACAGCAGAUCGGAAGGGAGAAUCCGCAGCUUCUGCAGCAAAUCAGCAGUCACCAAGAGCAGUUCAUCCAGAUGCUGAAUGAGCCAGCCCAAGGGGCAGCUGGCCAGGGUGGUGGGGGAACUGCAUCUGAGGCUGGGGGCGGGGCCAUGAACUACAUCCAGGUCACACCCCAGGAAAAGGAAGCCAUUGAAAGGUUAAAGGCUUUGGGAUUUCCAGAGGGACUCGUUAUACAAGCCUACUUUGCCUGUGAGAAGAACGAGAAUUUGGCAGCAAACUUCCUUUUACAACAGAACUUUGAUGACGAUUAAAGAGAGCCAAAUAAAGUUUUUUUUUCUUUUAAUUUACCAUAUUAAGGGGAAAGACAACAGGUCUUUCCUUACAUUUUACAGCAGCACAUUAUCUUAGUAACACUGGAUUAAAGUCUGUAUGCAGAACAUAAAGUUUCACUCAUGAAAGCACCCAGUGUUGUGCAACUUUCUUAUGCAUUUAGCUGGAACAAAUGGAAUUAAUUUUCUUAAAGAAAUUACCAGCUUAUUCAUCACUGAAUAAAUGUACAAUCCUGCCCCCCACCUGAGAUUCUAGGACAUGUACUCAAGGACUGUUGAACCCCCCCAUCCUCAUUGUUCCUGUUUACAUUUUUUUUUUAUUUGCCAAUUUAACAAUGGGACCUACAUACUGUUUGAAAUCUACUUUAAAGACCAGUAAAAGUUUGAAAACCA
Brienomyrus brachyistius is the source of this 1705-nucleotide messenger RNA. RefSeq names its product UV excision repair protein RAD23 homolog B-like. The transcript has 10 exons. The record is from RefSeq and is a predicted model, not a curated record. Gene Ontology annotation, biological process: nucleotide-excision repair; proteasome-mediated ubiquitin-dependent protein catabolic process. Gene Ontology annotation, cellular component: cytosol; nucleoplasm. The coding region runs from base 158 to 1294 and encodes 378 amino acids. Lineage: Eukaryota; Metazoa; Chordata; Actinopteri; Osteoglossiformes; Mormyridae. Gene Ontology annotation, molecular function: proteasome binding; damaged DNA binding; polyubiquitin modification-dependent protein binding.